UGUGGUUACAACAUUCUUCACUUCCUGAUACUUUUUCCUCGUGAUGGUACCCGUGCCCCGUGCUGACGCGUGCGCUUUUCUUUCGUCGGCCAUCACGUCUCGCUUAAUUGCUUCACAUCACAGGUGAGUACCACUCCAAUCCUACUUCAGUGAUGAGCGAAUCGAUUAGUCUUUAAGACACACACAUGGUUUCAAAUCUCUCAAUGCAUGGCUUUCUGAUCCCUCCCCUCCCUCCCACCUCGAGGAGAUGGCUGACACCAGGGUCUUCCUCUCCAACAUGCCUUCCACAACCGCAUGGAGGUCCUCCUCGACGUCAAGAGCCCCGUCAAGAACAAGACUGUGUCUCUGGAAUCACGCCGAGCCGAGGAGCAGGCGCGUGCCCUCCACCCCUCGACCAAGGCGGAGCAGGAUGAAGAGUGGAUCAAGGAGCACAGCACAGGCCACGGCGGUGCCUUCGGCGACCUUCACAAGCAGGCCAAGUACGAGGGCAUGGUCAUGGAGGCGUGGCAGUUCAAGGACGAGGCCGAGGUCAUUGCCGACCGCAAGGCGGCCGCUGCGGCGGCCGAGCCCAAGCCCAUCCCCAAGUGGGUGCCGCCCGUGCAGCCCACCACCUUCGCCAAGCCUGCCGGCACCGUGUACCGCUUCAUCGACACGACGAAGGAGGAGAAGCGCAAGGCGGGCGAGCGCAAGGCCGCAAAGGACCGUAAGCAGGAGCGCAAGUUUAAGCGCGGGUAGUUUCAUUGCAUGCAUAGCACAGGUCAUAGCAG
Cutaneotrichosporon oleaginosum is the source of this 767-nucleotide messenger RNA. RefSeq lists its product as uncharacterized. NCBI's taxonomy places the organism in Eukaryota, Fungi, Basidiomycota, Tremellomycetes, Trichosporonales, Trichosporonaceae. The record is from RefSeq and is a predicted model, not a curated record.